Molecule: messenger RNA, 4379 nt
Organism: Monodelphis domestica (gray short-tailed opossum)
Lineage: Eukaryota; Metazoa; Chordata; Mammalia; Didelphimorphia; Didelphidae
Gene: SLC1A3
Product: solute carrier family 1 member 3
Biological process (GO): L-aspartate import across plasma membrane; L-glutamate import across plasma membrane; D-aspartate import across plasma membrane
Cellular component (GO): plasma membrane
Molecular function (GO): glutamate:sodium symporter activity; L-glutamate transmembrane transporter activity; neutral L-amino acid transmembrane transporter activity
Source: RefSeq, a predicted model, not a curated record
AAAGUCAGGUUCCCUUCCCCAGCCUGGAAAAGAGGGACUUGCUAAACACGGUUGUUCCGCCAAGCAAAAGAGCACACACUCUCAUAUUUCUUUAAGAGAGAAACAGGCAAAUUAUGUUAUGUAAUGAAAUUUCGGGUUCUGAAAGUCCGCUAUGGAAUGUCUGUCUAAUCAUGAAGACUUCCAGUGGUGUGUGUGUGUGUGUGUGUGAGCGUGCGUUAGUGUGUGUGUGUGUGUGUGUGUGCGUGUGUGUGUGUGUGUGUGUGUGUUUCUUCGUCAAUUCUUCCUGGUCCUGAUUUUGCAUUUCCAAUGAAAGUGAACUGACAAAGCGUGGAAGUGGUCUCAAGCGGAAAAACAAAGGCGCGAGCCUCCCCUGAGAGUGCCAAGGCUAAUCAAUAUUCCAGAAACCCUGGGGUUCCCCCUCCUCCCCUCCUCUUCGGCGGUGUUUUCAUUUUCCCCCUACUCCCCUCUCCCGGAUCCCAGUCUCCUCCCCUUUCCUUAAGUUGCCCUGAUAGUAAGUUGCUGUUUCAGAGCGGAGCACAUGCGGAGUGUCAGCGCCAGCCUGGCCCUCUCUCCCUGCAUUUGUUAGCGGUCGCUCUACCUGCUGGGGGAUUUUACCUCGUUCCUUGCCUGUUGGGGCUCCAACGCACUGCGGAAUCUUUAAACCUGUGCUGUCUGGUACUAAGGAAGAGAAGCACCUUGGCUUUUCCUGGGGAGGAGAUUUGGCAGUGCUGAUCAAUCUUCAUAGAAGAUAGCACCUCCAGAAGCCUGAUGACUAAAAGUAAUGGAGAAGAGCCCCAGCUGAGGGGUAGAAUGGAGCGAUUCCAGCAAGGAGUCCGAAAACGGACACUCUUGGCUAAGAAGAAAGUUCAGAGCAUCACAAAGGAGGAUGUUAAAAGUUAUCUAUUUCGGAAUGCCUUUGUUCUCCUCACUGUCACCGCUGUCAUUGUGGGUACAAUCCUUGGAUUUACUCUCCGGCCAUACAAAAUGAGCUACCGGGAAGUUAAAUAUUUCUCCUUCCCAGGAGAACUCUUAAUGAGGAUGUUACAGAUGUUGGUGUUACCCCUCAUCGUCUCCAGCUUAGUCACAGGGAUGGCUGCCCUAGAUAGUAAAGCCUCAGGGAAGAUGGGAAUGAGAGCAGUGGUCUAUUACAUGACCACAACAAUCAUUGCUGUAGUGAUUGGCAUAAUCAUUGUCAUCAUCAUUCAUCCUGGGAAAGGCUCAAAGGAGAACAUGCACAGAGAAGGCAAAAUUGUGCAAGUGACAGCUGCAGACGCCUUUCUUGACUUGAUCAGGAACAUGUUCCCUCCCAAUCUCGUGGAAGCCUGCUUUAAACAGUUUAAGACCAACUAUGAGAAGAAAAUAUUUAAGGUGUCUAUCCCGCCCAAUGAAACCAUUUUAGCUUCUGUGAUAAACAAUGUGUCAGAGGCCAUGGAAACCCUCACCCGUCUAAAAGAGGAGAUGGUCCCAGUUCCAGGGUCUGUGAAUGGAGUGAACGCAUUGGGGCUGGUUGUCUUCUCCAUGUGCUUUGGACUGGUGAUUGGGAAUAUGAAGGAACAAGGGCAAGCACUGAAAGAUUUCUUUGAUUGCCUUAAUGAGGCUAUUAUGAGAUUGGUGGCCGUAAUCAUGUGGUAUGCUCCACUUGGUAUCCUCUUCUUGAUUGCUGGAAAAAUUGUUGAGAUGGAAGAUAUGGGAGUGAUCGGUGGCCAACUGGCCAUGUAUACCAUAACCGUCAUCAUUGGAUUGCUCAUCCAUGCAGUUAUUGUACUCCCACUUUUGUACUUCUUGGUAACUCGCAAAAAUCCCUGGGUUUUUAUUGGAGGCUUACUGCAGGCGCUCAUCACAGCUUUGGGGACAUCCUCCAGUUCUGCCACCCUCCCCAUCACUUUUAAGUGCCUGGAAGAGAACAACGGAGUGGACAAACGUGUUACCAGAUUUGUGCUACCAGUGGGUGCCACCAUCAACAUGGAUGGGACUGCUCUGUAUGAGGCCCUGGCUGCCAUCUUCAUUGCUCAAGUUAAUAACUUUGAGCUGAACUUUGGGCAAAUUAUUACCAUCAGCAUCACAGCCACAGCUGCCAGCAUUGGAGCUGCCGGGAUCCCUCAGGCAGGGCUGGUCACUAUGGUCAUCGUGCUGACUUCUGUUGGGCUACCCACAGAUGACAUCACCCUCAUCAUUGCCGUGGAUUGGUUCCUGGAUCGUCUUCGUACCACCACCAAUGUUCUAGGAGACUCUCUUGGAGCAGGAAUUGUUGAGCACUUAUCACGACAUGAGCUGAAGAAUCGAGAUGCAGAAAUGGGUAAUUCUGUGAUCGAAGAGAAUGAAAUGAAGAAACCCUAUCAACUCAUCUCCCAGGAAAAUGAAACAGAAAAACCCAUUGACAGUGAAACCAAGAUGUAGACCAGAACAACAAAAUAUAAAUUUUCCAUCCAGUUGCAUCUCAUUUUCCAGAAAUCUUUGUCUUGCUCUCUCCUCCUGAUUGGAUAACAUUGAAAUUAAUGGUCAACAAAUUUUUGAUGAGGGCAAAAUGUAUGGUUACCAUUCUGUUUCUCAAAACAAAAGAAAAAAUGAAGAGUUAUCUACUGGUCUUGCCUAGGUAUGUGCAAAAAGAGAUCAGAAAGAUUGUUGACCAAGUCAACAAAAAAAUGCAAGUGUAAAUGGCACACUCAACCCUGCAAAUGUGAUCUUGUUUUUUAUAAGCUGGAAAGUCAAAAUUAGGUAACAGAGGCUGAUAAUAUUUUAUUUCUUAACUCCUAUCUCAAAAUUUCUGGAUUCAUCAGAACUCAAACAGAACACAAUUGGUCCCAAAAUAUAACUUAACUUGAUAUAAUUGCAACCAGAUGAAAGAUGGGCAAACAAAAUCUCUCUUUAUCUGACUUGUGAUUUACUGUCUCAUCUCACUAAUAGCAGCACCUAUGUAAAACUACACAGGAAAGACCAGCGCCAGGGGCUGCUGACCAUGAAAUAUCCACCAUCUUUGAGUCCAUCCUGGCAUCUUGAAGCCCAAGACUUUUCUUAAAGGAGAAGAUUGGCAGGGAGAAUAUUUCUAAGAAAGAGAUGGCAGGAUGGUUCCCCAGUACUAGGUCAGAAGCCAUCUUUUCCAAAUUGGCAGCUGUGCAAGGCACCAAAUAAGAGGUCAUUCCAGGAGUGAAACCACCAAAUCCCCCACCCAUGCUUUGGAAAGAGAGAGGAGAGGACUGAAAGAAGUUGAACUCCCUUUCCUGUUCUUCCCAAUAGGGGGAAUUUGGGGGGGCAGGGGGGAUUGUUACCCACUAUAUCUACUAAGGAUAGUUAUUUAGAAAAUAAAACUGAAAACUAAUGGGGUGCUCAAGCUUUUACUGGCACUAGGAAAAACAUAAAGUGCAAGAUAGUGACUGGAUGGAAUACUUUUCAGAAAUGUAAAAAGAAUUGUAAAGAGCACUGUUAUAAGUCUUCACUAGGGAAUAUAAGCAGAGAGAAUAAAAAGGGGAGAGAUUUAAAAUGAUUUUUACUCUUACGUGUUUUCUGUUCUGUCCAAAAUUAUUCCCCAAGGAAACCUGAAGUUCAAAAUAUCAAUGCUGUAUUUUUUUCAUAUUUCAUGCAUUUUGAAUGAGUCAAAAUGGAAGAAAUUUAUCAUGCAGUUAGAGAUGGCAAGGACGUACAAAGUUGAGUAAGGGCCUCUUAUGUGAAAAUGAACUUUGUGAUCAGAUAUUCCAUGAGUAAGGAAAUGAGACAUUUGUUUAGGUUAGAAUUCCAUGUACCAAAUUAUUCAUAAUAUUUGGCUAUAUCAUCUUUAGUCCUAAAAGAAAUGACAGAUGAUUGGUGAGGUAUUGUUCAUUGGAUUUAAGGAAGGGAUAAGUGUUUAAAGCAAGGCAUCUCCUUGGUGUUGAGGCAAGAGACAGGUACAAUUUUUCCCCUUAGCAAUAUCCAGUGAAAAUGGUCAUGUGGUAGCUGUCAGACAAUGCAAGCUGUGCUUGAGUUUAUAAGAGAAAGUAGCAAAGGAUGGAUUUGCUUUUGCUAACAGAUUGUAUAUCUAGACACACAUCCUCUCAUAUGUAAUUAGAACUAUUUUUAUAGAAAUUCAGUGCAUUAUGUGCCUAUAAAAAGUUAAUGUUAGUCUAUAUGAAAUAACAUUUAAUGUUUAUUAUGGCUCAAUUUGGAAAAUACACUACAAAGACUUCAUGCAAGUAUCUCUGAAAUCUUUGGAGAAAAUGGAUUGCGACACAAAACAUAUCAUGAGGUUUUUGUUUUUUUAAUACUAACUCUGUUUCUUAUAGAAAUCAAGUCCUCUAGGAUAAUCCCCAUCUACCCUUUAUUGGCUUUGCAGGUAGAUACAUCCACUGUGGACUGAGAAACCUUACUUUGUAGAUGUAUUUUCAAUAAAAAAAAAUAGUUUUACAUUA